AUGGGAGUAGGUACUCCUUCGCGCCGUAAGGAGAGGUCCGUGCGAAAUUGGGAGGGCCCAAGUCGCGAAGGGUCCGCUGAGGCGUGGCGAGGCGGCGCAAGGGCGGAGCGCCCGCCUCUAGUGCCUACCGUAGCCUCUCACUACCAUAGCGCGAACCACGGCAAGUUCGCUCCACGGUCGUUGACAACGAGAGAGCGUAGGGUGCUGUCCUAUAGUAUGCGAUACUGCGAAGACUGUAUUAUCCUGAAGGAGGCUGCGGAGAGAUUAAGGAAGGCAACCCGGGGCCCCGGCCGAUGCGACAGAGACAGAGUGGAGCGCCGAAAAAGGAGGCUACCUUUUGUGAGACUGUCGUCCAAAAGGAGGCUGCUGAGCGUGAUCGGGAAAGAGCUGAUCCCACCCGCCGGAGACAUCGGCAGGCAGCUGGUGCUCUGU
This is a messenger RNA of Iphiclides podalirius (scarce swallowtail), 432 nucleotides long. The record is from the annotation of a GenBank genome assembly. NCBI's taxonomy places the organism in Eukaryota, Metazoa, Arthropoda, Insecta, Lepidoptera, Papilionidae.